AUGCCACAGUGCCUAAGAAACGCAAUAAGUGCAGAAGAAAAAUUAUAUUUGACGCUGAGAUUCUUGGCCACAGGCGAAAGUUACCGGUCUUUAUCAUUUGCCUAUCGUAUAUCACCAUAUUACAUAUCAAGAGUUGUUAAAAAUGUUUUGAAGAUAUUAAGAAUAAGGCUGCUGCCCAUGUUGAUGCCACCUUCUAUUGAAUCAGAUUUCAGACGUAUUGAAGAAGAAUUUUGGCUUAAAUGCAAUAUCCCUAAUUGUGUAGGCGCUAUAGAUGGAAAACAUGUUCGCAUAAGGGCACCAGAGUAA
Messenger RNA from Schistocerca piceifrons (Central American locust), 306 nucleotides. Its product is annotated as putative nuclease HARBI1. Bases 1 to 306 code for a protein of 101 amino acids. NCBI's taxonomy places the organism in Eukaryota, Metazoa, Arthropoda, Insecta, Orthoptera, Acrididae. The transcript has 2 exons. The record is from RefSeq and is a predicted model, not a curated record.